UUUAAGGCUCUCUCGAAAGCACCGGAAACUGCUUCUUCAUCCAUAUCUGAUAUCUCCCGACCCAAAACCCAGCCAGACAGCCAACCUUAUCCACCGUCUGAUAUGCCAAACCUCAAGCUAGGCCUUAACUUCCCGUCCGAUGUAAUCACCGACAUCCUAUGCCAACUUCCGGUGAAGACGCUUCUACGGUUCAGAUGCGCAUCCAAGCGUUGGUGCUCCCAAAUAGACAGUCCAGAUUUCAUUAAGAUUCACCUUAGCCACUCCCUUGCCACCAAGUCCAAUCUCGGCCUCCUUCUCAAAAAUUGGUACCUCUAUUCCGUUGAGCUCGAUUCGCUUCGCACCGCCACGGAACUCAAUCCCCCAUUGAAUGUGAUCUGGGGUGUAACCGACGUUUUUGGCUCUUGCAAUGGCAUGUUGGCUGUGUGUAACUCUGAAGAAGAAAUGGCUUUGUGGAACCCAUCAACGAGAAAGCACCAGAUACUGCCUGUUAUGCCGGUUGAGGCUCCUAAAGGUUAUGUAAAUGUUAAACCUCGUCGUUUUACUUUUUAUGGAUUUGGGCACGACCCCAUUAGCGAUGACUACAAGGUGGUGAGGAUGGUGCAGUUUGUUGGUGAUAAUGGGUUUUUCUCGGCUGAGGUUAAAGUUUAUAGCUUGAAGACUAACUCUUGGAGAGGAAUCAAGGACAUACCCAAUUAUAUUCGUUAUCUGUUUCAGCUUGGUUACCUUCUUUUUUAUAGACGAGGGUAUGCUGCGCUUGCUGGUGGUGCUUUGCAUUGGGUGGUGCCUGGAGGGUUUGGAUGCUACUGUAUGAUUGUUGCUUUUGAUCUUGUAGCUGAGGAGUUUCGAAUUGUACCGCAGCCUGAUCGUGUCGAUGGCGGUUUUGUAAUGGAUCUGGGGGUCUUGGAAGGGCGCCUAUGCAUGAUUUGCAAUUACGGUAAUGAUUUUGUUGAUGUAUGGCUGAUGAAGGAAUAUGGAUUAAAGGAGUCUUGGACUAAAUUGUUUAAGGUUUCACAGUCAAGUUUGAACAGGGAUUUUGGACAGGUGAUGCCUUUAGCUUAUUCUAAGAGUGGUGACAAGGACAAGGUUCUUUUGGAAUUGGACAAGGAAAAGCUCCUUUGGUAUGAUUUGAGGAGGAGGAGAGCCAAGACAGUGAGGAUUGAGGGGGCUCCAAAUUCAUUCAAUGCGGAUGUUUAUGUGGAAAGCCUUGUUCCCUUAGGUGGUGGUGGACUGGAUGGGAAGACACAGCAACCGGCGCCAGAGGAAAAGAAGAAAAGCAAUAGAAAGAAGAUGGAUGAUUUUCUGUCAAAAGGCUUUAAACUGACUCUAUAAGCAAACAGGAGGAGAAAAAUGGGCACAAAGUGAAAAAUGAAAACAGGCCUCUCACACGUCCUUGUAAGUAAAUGGCACCUAAAGACGCAUCCGCAUCAAGAAGGGAGCGUUUCUUGAAGAAGCAUAGUAUGAAAAUGGCACUUGAACCCUGAUAGCUCCGCCGGUAUGUGGACUUUCACCAAACCAGAAUAUUUGCCGAUGUGUCUUGAAUUGCUGAGAGGACUCACAAUGGUUUAUGCAAUGGAGUAAUGAUAGUUAAAAUUUUUAUCCUUAAUGUGACUUUCAAAAUUACCAUUGGAUCAAAAUUUAAGUAUAAUUCAUCUAAAAUUUAAUGGUGAUUUUGAAAGGCACAUCAGCUUUAGGAGAAUUUUAGGAGGAUAAAAAGAUGGUACCUAGCAUUACUCUGUGCAAUGAUACCUUAAACAAGGUGUUCAUUUGAUUCUCUGUACAAAAUGCAAACUACUUUGAAUUAUUAAUACGCAAGUAUUUUAUGUUUUUUUCUCUCUCA
Messenger RNA from Corylus avellana, 1837 nucleotides. RefSeq names its product F-box protein CPR1. NCBI's taxonomy places the organism in Eukaryota, Viridiplantae, Streptophyta, Magnoliopsida, Fagales, Betulaceae. Gene Ontology annotation, molecular function: protein binding. The record is from RefSeq and is a predicted model, not a curated record.